AGCGUGCUACAGGACAUGUCUGGUGACGUAUCCGCGCUGGACGUGCUGACGCUCGUCGGGAGAGCGGUGUGCGCAUGCGCGGCGCUGACAGCCGCACUCUACCUGAUCCGCAGAGUGUGUUUAAUAAUGGCCUGGAAAUCCGGAGGAGCGAGCCAUGCGGAGCUCGUCAACAACCUCCGCAAAAAUGGGAUAAUUAAAUCAGACCGCGUGUAUGAAGUUAUGUUGGCCACAGACCGUGCCCACUUUUCCAGAUGUAACCCAUACAUGGACUCGCCACAAUCUAUAGGUUACCAAGCAACAAUCAGUGCACCACAUAUGCACGCAUAUGCUCUAGAGCUCCUCCAUGAUCACCUGUAUGAAGGAGCGAAGGCUCUGGAUGUGGGAUCAGGCUCCGGAAUCCUGUCCGUCUGCUUUGCCAGAAUGGUUGGGCCGAAGGGGAAGGUGAUUGGCAUUGAUCAUAUAAAGGAGCUUGUGGAGGAUUCUAUAACUAAUGUAAAUAAAGACGAUCCUAGUUUGAUCUCUUCAGGGAGAAUCAAACUCAAUGUUGGAGAUGGAAGAAUGGGCUAUGAGGAAGAAGCACCUUUUGACGCCAUACAUGUCGGAGCCGCAGCUCCCACAGUGCCACAAGCAUUGCUGGACCAGCUAAAGCCAGGUGGGCGUCUGAUUCUGCCGGUCGGGCCAGCAGGAGGGAACCAGAUGCUGGAGCAGUAUGACAAAUUGGAGGAUGGCAGUACCAAAAUGAAGCCACUGAUGGGCGUGAUUUACGUGCCUUUAACAGACAAAGACAAGCAGUGGUCAAGGGAUGAACUUUGAAAGGAUGAUCUGGCAAUACUCAUCGCACCAUAUGCACACACACACACACACACACACACAUCCAAAUGGACUUCACUGAGGAGAGGUUGUAUAAAUGCUCUAUUUCCAUACCUGUGACAGUCUGACGGUCGUGAAAGAUGGAUGUAUUGAUCAGAUUCUUUUAUUUAAAAAGGAAAAAAGUGGAACAGGGCUUUGUGCUGAGAUUUUCAUGCCUGCAGUUUGAGAAUUGUGUGAAUGCAUGUAA
Messenger RNA from Sinocyclocheilus anshuiensis, 1057 nucleotides. It is a transcript of the gene pcmt, whose product is annotated as protein-L-isoaspartate (D-aspartate) O-methyltransferase. Gene Ontology annotation, biological process: protein modification process. Bases 16 to 813 code for a protein of 265 amino acids. The transcript has 9 exons. Gene Ontology annotation, cellular component: cytoplasm. Gene Ontology annotation, molecular function: protein-L-isoaspartate (D-aspartate) O-methyltransferase activity. The record is from RefSeq and is a predicted model, not a curated record. NCBI's taxonomy places the organism in Eukaryota, Metazoa, Chordata, Actinopteri, Cypriniformes, Cyprinidae.